AUGUCCUUGGCAGGGAAGGUUGUCGCGUUCACGGGCAAGCUAGAGUCAUUCACGCGUGCGGAAGCGGCGUCCAAGGUCAAGGAUGCGGGCGGAGUGGUCUCGUCUAGUGUGACCAAGAAGACGACGCACUUGGUCGUGGGGAGUGACGGCAAAGUUGACAAGGCGGCUCCAGGAACUGUGGUGUGGACGGAAACAGAGUUCACUGCGGCUAUCACACCAACGUCCAGCGUUGAUGCCAAUGUAGAAUCAGCACCGACACCCCCAGUGGUCAUUCAUGUGUCUGUCAAGGACGAGGUAGACCCACAACCGGUCUUGGCAGGGAAGGUUGUCGCGUUCACGGGCAAGCUAGAGUCAUUCACGCGUGCGGAAGCGGCGUCCAAGGUCAAGGAUGCGGGCGGAGUGGUCUCGUCUAGUGUGACCAAGAAGACGACGCACUUGGUCGUGGGGAGUGACGGCAAAGUUGACAAGGCGGCUCCAGGAACUGUGGUGUGGACGGAAACAGAGUUCACUGCGGCUAUCACACCAACGUCCAGCGUUGAUGCCAAUGUAGAAUCAGCACCGACACCCCCAGUGGUCAUUCAUGUGUCUGUCAAGGACGAGGUAGACCCACAACCGGUCUUGGCAGGGAAGGUUGUCGCGUUCACGGGCAAGCUAGAGUCAUUCACGCGUGCGGAAGCGGCGUCCAAGGUCAAGGAUGCGGGCGGAGUGGUCUCGUCUAGUGUGACCAAGAAGACGACGCACUUGGUCGUGGGGAGUGACGGCAAAGUUGACAAGGCGGCUCCAGGAACUGUAGUGUGGACGGAAACCGAGUUCACGGCAGCUCUCGCGAAGGCAACAUCCAAGGCAGUACCGUCACCAACAUCACCCGUUGCAAUGUCUGUCAAGAACAAGGCGACGUCAGCUGCCGUCGGCAAAGGCAAGAAGCGUGCGGCCGCCGCGCCACCAACUACGCCGGAGAAGAAGCCCAAGACGGAGGCCACCAUCAAGUCAUCUCCAGUUCGAGUCACGACGCGGAAACCUGACAAGCAUUUGGCAGGCCGCGACCAGUUCACGAUCGUCGACGACUUUACCACAGACUUGAUGCAGACAAAUAUUGGCGAAAACAACAACAAGUUUUACAUCUUGCAACUCGUGGCAACCUCGGGGCAGUACCAUGUGUUUACUCGGUGGGGCCGUCUGGGGGACGUGGGGCAGCAGCAGCUCGCCGACUGCGGCGAUGACUUGGACAAAGCGAUCCUACUCUUUGAAAAGAAGUUCAAAGACAAGACCAAAAACAAGUGGAGCGACCGCCACGCGUUCGUCAAGCACGACUUGCAGUACCAACUCGUGGAACUCGAUGCGUCCGAGUCAGGGGAUGGCGGUGGCGGCGGCGAUGCCGCCAUGGGCAAACUGUCGGCUGCGCAGGUCCACAAAGGCCAAGUGGUGCUGGACAAGCUCUUGGUCGCACUCGAACACAACCCUGGCGCCGUCACGGCCUUGUCUGGCGAGUACUACUCGCUCAUCCCGACGCUCAGCGGUCGGCAACGCCCGCCGCCGCUCAACUCUAUCGAGCUCAUUCACGAAAAAGCAGCCUUGCUCGACUUUUGGCUUCGCAUGGGUUUUGACGACAUGGAAGAGCAAACUGGACUGGCGCCCAUUGAAGGCAUCAUGGACUUGCCGUUGCCGUCGACGCUUUUAGCGGCGUCCUCUGGCAUCACCCAAGGUCCUCUAAUCGAAAAAAAACCUUUAUCGGCUAACUGAAUGAUCUCCUUGUGUGAGUAGUUGGAGCCAUCAAGCAAUGUCAAGCGCGAGGGGCGGACUUGGUCAAACAAAACGCUGGGUCUCCCACUCGACCCAUGGACAAGGAAUUGUACGGCUCAAUUGUGCUGUACACUGGCAACUGGAUCUACUCCCAACUCAACUCGACCUUACGGUCGGAGAACCGAACUGCCAUUCGAAAGUACUUCAACUACCUCCGCGUGUUCCUGGAAGCCAUGUGUCGCAUGCCCCAAAAGGAACAAACGCUGUGGCGCGGCGUGAGCGUGGACCUCUUUGAAGCGUACGAACCAGGCAAAGUGAUCACGUGGUGGGGGGUCAGCAGCUGCACGUCGGACGAAAACGUCGCGCGCAAUUUUAUGCGGAGCUGCGGGGGCUCCUGCACGUUGCUCCGAGUACGGUGCAAGACUGCGAUGGACAUUUCCGUGCUGUCCAUGUUCCCCGGGGAGAAGGAAUGCUUGUUGGCACCAGGCACGCAGCUCAAGGUGGUCAAGCGCACCCGCAAAGGCAACAUCGCCGAGAUUGAAGUUGAAGAAGUUGGCAGGGCUAUUUAAAUGUAAUAUCACCAAAACAUGUGUC
Messenger RNA from Aphanomyces astaci, 2334 nucleotides. RefSeq lists its product as hypothetical. NCBI's taxonomy places the organism in Eukaryota, Oomycota, Saprolegniomycetes, Saprolegniales, Verrucalvaceae. Gene Ontology annotation, molecular function: NAD+ poly-ADP-ribosyltransferase activity; NAD+-protein-arginine ADP-ribosyltransferase activity. The record is from RefSeq and is a predicted model, not a curated record. The coding region runs from base 1 to 1740 and encodes 579 amino acids. The transcript has 4 exons.